Messenger RNA from Rhinichthys klamathensis goyatoka, 4003 nucleotides. RefSeq names its product sema domain, immunoglobulin domain (Ig), short basic domain, secreted, (semaphorin) 3Fa (gene sema3fa). The record is from RefSeq and is a predicted model, not a curated record. Gene Ontology annotation, biological process: negative regulation of axon extension involved in axon guidance; positive regulation of cell migration; semaphorin-plexin signaling pathway. Gene Ontology annotation, molecular function: chemorepellent activity; semaphorin receptor binding. The transcript is spliced from 19 exons. The coding region runs from base 304 to 2688 and encodes 794 amino acids. NCBI's taxonomy places the organism in Eukaryota, Metazoa, Chordata, Actinopteri, Cypriniformes, Leuciscidae.
GCUGCUGGUGGUGCUGCGUGGACAAAAAUACACGAGACGGGUUUAAAAACUCCGGUCGAGAGGGGAUACGUGCACUUCAUUUGAACUGACACGGAAUCAGUAUCAUAAAUUAGUUUAAAGGAGCAACUACUUUGUGGACACGUGUAUGCAGUUACUUUUGACUGGACGCAUUGUUUUUUGUUUCUGUACGUUUUCUUUGCGCUGGAUUGUAAAUGGUUUGUACAGUUGGACACACAGGGUCGUUUUUGACGGACGUUUUGUAGGACCGAAUAAAUCUCUUGUGGGUCUUUGGAUAAAGUGAUCAUGCAGGGAGUCGGGACUUUGGUGCUGGGGACCCUUCUGGUCUCUGUGUUCUCAGCUGUCUCGGUCCACAGCAGCCCUUUGUCUUCCCUGCCGCCCGCCUCUGUUCCACGAGUCUUCCUGUCCUUCAAAGAGCUGAAGUCUACUGGAACCGCCCAUCACUUUGCCUUCCUGCUCAACUCGACGGACUAUAGAAUCCUCCGUAUGGACGAGGACCAUGAUCGCAUGUACGUGGGCAGCAAGGACUUCAUCCUGUCUCUUGACCUGAAUGACAUCAACAAAGAGCCCCUCAUUAUUCACUGGCCUGUGGCUCCUCAAAGGAGGACCGAGUGUGUCCUCUCAGGGAAAGACAUCAAUGGCGAGUGUGGUAAUUUCAUCCGUCUAAUCGAGUCAUGGAACAGGACUCACCUGUAUGUGUGUGGAACGGGAGCUUAUAACCCCAUCUGUACCUAUGUGGACAGAGGUCAAAGGGCACAGGGCUUGCUCCAAGAUCAGAUGCCUCGCGCAGGAGGCCGAACCAGUCGAGCUGCAGACCCUAGUGCCUCACCAGAACCAUACGCACCCAAGGAAUACAUUUUCCGACUGGAGCCUGGCAAAGUAGAUUCUGGGAAAGGGAAAUGCCCCUACGACCCCAAACUAAACAGCGUCUCAGCUUUGAUAAAUGGCCAGCUGUACGCCGGCGUCUACAUUGAUUUUAUGGGAACAGACUCGGCCAUAUUUCGCACAUUGGGCAAACACACAGCCAUGAGGACCGACCAGUAUAACUCCCGCUGGCUCCACGAUCCAACAUUCGUCCAUGCUCAGCUCAUCCCUGAUAGUGCAGAAAAGAAUGACGACAAGCUGUAUUUCUUCUUCCGUGAGAAAGCCUCUGAGAUGGGUCAGACUCCCAUGGCUCAAUCCAGGAUUGGCAGAAUUUGUUUGAAUGAUGAUGGAGGACACUGCUGUCUGGUGAAUAAGUGGAGUACUUUCCUGAAGGCUCGGCUCAUCUGCUCUGUGACCGGCUCUGAAGGCAUUGAGACACAUUUUGAUGAGCUCCGGGACGUGUACAUCCAGAAAACCCAAGACAUCAAGAAUCCUGUCAUUUACGGUGUCUUCUCCGUAUCUGGGUCGGUAUUCAAAGGUUCAGCAGUUUGUGUGUAUUCAAUGGCUGAUGUCCGCAUGGUCUUUAAUGGACCUUUCGCUCAUAAGGAAGGGCCAAACUACCAGUGGGUUGCCUACCAGGGUAAAAUCCCUUACCCCCGACCAGGAACAUGUCCAGGAGGGACGUUCACCCCCAACAUGAAGUCUACUAAAGAUUACCCAGAUGAGGUUAUCAACUUCAUGCGCAACCAUCCCACCAUGUUCAAUUCUGUUUAUCCAGUCCAUAAGCGCCCCCUAGUGGUCCGUACCAAUGUGGAUUAUGAGUUCACCACCAUCACAGUGGACCAAGUGGCUGCAGCUGAUGGCAACUAUGAAGUUCUUUUCUUAGGAACAGAUAGAGGAACCAUUCAGAAAGUUAUUGUCCUGCCCAGAGAUGAUUUGCAGACUGAAGAGCUGGUUCUGGAGGAGGUGGAGGUCUUUAGAGUUCCAACUCCAAUCAUUACUAUGAAGAUUUCCCCAAAACGGCAACAGCUGUAUGUAAGUUCAGCGGCGGGUGUCACUCAUCUGGCUCUGCACAGGUGUGAUGUGUACGGAGAGGCGUGCGCUGACUGCUGCUUGGCCAGAGACCCUUACUGUGCCUGGGAUGGAAAGUCCUGCUCUCGCUACUCUGCAAACCAAAAAAGGCGGAGUCGGAGACAAGAUGUGAAGUAUGGCAACCCUAUAAGACAAUGCAGGGGCUACAAUUCCAAUGCUAAUAAGAACACGUUGGAGACAGUACAGUAUGGAGUAGAGGGAAGCACAGCCUUCCUGGAGUGCCAGGCCAGAUCUCCUCACGUGUCAAUCAAGUGGCAUUUCCAGAAAGAGAACAGUGAUAGAAGGAGAGAGAUCCGCUGUGACGGGCGCGUCGUUCGCACGGAGCAGGGUCUCCUCCUGCGCUCUCUCCAGCUGUCUGACGGAGGGGUAUACCAGUGCACCUCCACCGAGAAGAACUUCAAGCACACGCUGGUCAAGCUUCAGCUAGUGGUUCUUUCCGCCCGCACCAUCAACAGCAUCCAGACGGACUUCAGCGCUCCCGUCACACCGCCUCUCCAGUCCAGCGCCUGGACGCCCAGCGCAGAGCAGUACAAAGACCUGCUGACCAUCCUCAGCCAACCAGAGAUGGGCCUCAUCAACCAGUACUGCCAAGACUACUGGCAGAUGGGGGACGACCAACACAAGAAGAAGGACCUCAAGGAAGUACAGAAGGACCUACGGAAGCCGAGGAACAGGAGACACCACCAGGAGCAGAGCAGCAUGGCUGAGACAUGAGAGGGGAAAACAUCCCGCUCCAUCCAAACAGAGAUUUCCCUGCUAGACUUGAGGUUGACCUCAAAGUCUCUGACCGCCAUUACACACAAAAUAUUCAACGUAUACCCACAACCAUCAUGGCCGAGGAGAAAAUAAACAGUACGUUUUUGAAAAUGCAUAGUAUUUAUUGUAGGCUGUACAUAGUUCGAUUCUGUGGAUAUCUUUGUAUGGAAAUAGAGCAAAAAAAAAAAGGUUUUGUGUAUAGAUCUGUGCAAAUAUUUUGUUAUCAUUGUACUUCCCUUCCAAUAUAUUUAUUACAACGGUAUUCACGUCAUAAAACACCGUGCGACUGUUAUAAAACUUUGUGUACAUACCACUAACAGGAUAGUUGGACAUUUGAAACUCCUGAUGGACAGUUUGACUGCGCUUGAUGUUUGGAUACCAGAGCUGUGAUGGGACUGCGUCAGAAGCCGUGGACUCUUUUAGCUGAGCACGUGUUCUCAUUCUGCAGAUGUACGGAUAAAGGAAUUUCCACGUCUAUUUGAGUAUUCUGUGACCUCCCAAAAGACUUUCCUCGAGAAACACUUUAUCACUCAUCUUUUAAUCUUCUUGAUCUUCCAUAUUUUGCUAUGCUAAUGUGUGUUAAAUAUAAAGUCGUUUCUGUGCGUUAUAUAUUUGGUUUAUUAUUAAUUACAGCCUCCUGUACAGUAUGUACAUCACUUUUUGUUUUGUUCUUUUCAUUUAUAUAAAUAUAUUGCUCGCAAAGAAUCUCAAAAAGUUGGCGGUUCAAAACCUGUCCAUCUCUUUGCAGAGCAGAGUUGUUUAAAGCAUUGUUUAAAUUGUUUUGUUUUUUAAAGCGAAUCUUAAAUAUGUAACUCUCCUGACAUUUUAUGUAAAAACAAAAACAAAAAAACUUUAGGUGAUCAUUUGGAAGCGUUAAAUCAUUUGGAACUAAACUUGUUUGAGUUUGCAUGAACUGUAUUUGUACUGUACAGAUAUGUAGUCGAAUUCUGGAUGUGUUGCUGUAUGGUCUUUGACAAUGAACCGAGAGAGAGAGAGAUGAAGAGAGAGACUUUUCUGAAGACCGGCGACUUUGCCGAACUAGUGAUGGAAUCAAGCACAAUUACCUGAUGUGUGUGUUUCGCCUCUGUUGUGUUUUCUCAAAACACACAGCUAACAGGCUGUGUGAAAUUGUUGUUGUAAAAAAAAAAAAAUUCUUUCAUUUGUAAGACAUUAUUCAUCACUGUGGUUUGUCCUAUUGUUUUGUCUUUCUUAGAAUAUUCUAAUGUGAAAAAGAUCCAGAAUUAGAUGUUAUAAACAGGUAAUGUUAUCGUAA